Mytilus californianus (California mussel) is the source of this 1007-nucleotide messenger RNA. RefSeq lists its product as uncharacterized. Gene Ontology annotation, biological process: mitochondrial translation. Gene Ontology annotation, molecular function: structural constituent of ribosome. Bases 57 to 941 code for a protein of 294 amino acids. Gene Ontology annotation, cellular component: mitochondrion; ribosome. The transcript has 6 exons. The record is from RefSeq and is a predicted model, not a curated record. NCBI's taxonomy places the organism in Eukaryota, Metazoa, Mollusca, Bivalvia, Mytilida, Mytilidae.
UGUGUAGAACUGGUUCCCGACAUUUUGAAAACAGAAAGAGACCAGAUACGGUCAACAUGGACAAAUUAUUUAGACUAAGGCAAAUCUCGAAGUUCUGUAGGAGCUUUGUUUAUAGUGCACACUGUUCAGAGAAUGUAGUUCAGUCAAGAAAUCUUUGCACCACUGGUAGACGAUGUUUCAUACGUAGGGGUGAAAAAGUUUUUGAAGAAGAAGAUAAUACUGUUAUUGCUCAUGAGAAACGUCCAUACAUACAGGAAUCAUGGGAUACAAGUAUCAGAUAUUUAGAAAGUGAUUCUUACAAAAAGACUUAUGGUGAUGAUGUUGUUUGGAAACAUUACAGAAGAAACUUUAAAGGAAAUUAUGCACCUGAAACAAGAGAGAAAUGUAUUAGACAAGGAAAAAUUGCCUUAGCAAGUCCAUGUCCUCUUUGUCGAGAUGAAUACUUAACUGUGGAUUAUAGAAAUAUUAAAUUACUGAGACAAUUUUUAAAUCCAUUUACUGGUGAAGUUUUGCCUUCAUUAAAGACUGGAGUUUGUCAACAAAGAUUGAAGGAGUUACAGAUACAAAGACUUAAGGCUAUAGACUAUGGUUUUGUACAGAUGCCUCUUAAACAAAGACAUUAUGACUAUAGUGAAUAUCAUAAUCUAGCAAAAGAAUCAGAACAGAAAUCUAAACUUAUGCCUAAUUCAACAAUAACAGAUAUGGAUACCUUGGAGGAAGCAAUGGCCUCCCCAUUAGAUUUUUCAUCUUCAAUAGAAACCAACAUGGCUGCUUCUGAACAUUCAGAAGAUAUGAAUAAUGAUCAAAAGAAAUUGGAAGGAGAUGAAGACCAAUCAGAUUCUUCUUCUGAUUCUUCUUCAGAUUCAGGAUCAGAAUCUGACUCAGAUUCAAGCUCAGAAUCAGACAAAUCAGAAGAUUCUGGACCUCCUAAUGACACUUAAGAUAAACCAGAAGAUCAACCUAGCUAACAAAUGAUUUAUUUAUUAAAAUAAUCUAAUUUCUUUUCA